Molecule: messenger RNA, 824 nt
Organism: Emiliania huxleyi CCMP1516
Lineage: Eukaryota; Haptophyta; Isochrysidales; Noelaerhabdaceae
Exons: 2
Source: RefSeq, a predicted model, not a curated record
AGGCGAAGACAGCGGGAGAUUGCGGGAGAUUGCGGGAGAUUGCGGGAGAUUGCGUGCUCCUCGCUCGAGAGUCGGACCACCUCGAGGCGAAGACAGCGGGAGAUUGCGGGAGAUUGCGGGAGAUUGCGGGAGAUUGCGUGCUCCUCGCGCGAGAGUCGGACCACCUCGAGGCGAAGACAAGACAGACCGUCCUCUCCCCGCCCUCCCUCCCCGCCCGCCCCUCCCGGCCCUCCCUUUCCAGGCCCGCCCCUCCCCGCCCGUCCCUCCACUCCACUCCCGCCCCACCCUGUGCGGCAGCCGGUCGGCAUCCUCGUCACCGACGACGGCUCGCCACGCGUGGCGCGAUACCGGCGGCUACAAGCCGCGAUGCGGCACUUCGUCGCAGCGGGAGUCGCGGCGCGGUGCCAUGGCAUGCCACCACCAGAGGAGGCAGAGGCGCGCCUGUCGCCCCUCUGCUGCACGAGCCUCGAGGAGGCGCGCGGCUUUUGCGCCGCCGCCACGCCGCACGCCUGCGCCGCCGCCACCGUCGCAGCCAUCGAGGCCGCAGCCGCGGGCGGCGCCGAUGACGGCGCGGCAGAGACUCUCGCUGCGCUAAACCGCCCCGCCGACAUGGCUCGAGGGCUGCUCCGCUGGUUCUCUUGGGUCGGGCGUGAGCCGGGCAUGGCGGUGGCAGCGUGGGUUUCGCAGCACAUGUCCUAAAAUAGCGCCGCGCCGCCGAGAUAUUCGUUUGUACGUGUGGGGGUUGCGCUGCGCAAGCACUGCCACUGGCGGGAGGGAGGUGCUGCGCCUACAUAAAGUCGUGCAUCAUGACACAUCCACAUGUG